AUGUUUUACGACCUGCAAUGCACAAGACGUGGACUCUUCGAAUUGGUCAGCGUCAAUUCGGUCCAAAGGAUCGAUGUGGUAAAGCUUCAUAACAGCAACACAGCGGGUAAACGACUCAAAGAUACACUGGAUCUAGGUCAAUGUGGACCCUAUGCUCGCCAGUCCCAUUACUUCGAACAUCCAUCAGAAUUGGAUGGCAAUACCAUAACAAGCAGACUCGUCGCCGAGGAAGUAUUAGCAACACCCGAUAAACAGCGGCACGCACUUAACAUCAUACGCAGCUGGGAUCCGCAGGUCACUAGUAUAGUGAUUCUCCCCCAUCGUGCUGAGUUUGAUUAUAUCGAUCGUCUGGUCUGUCGUGGCCUCGACAAUGUUCAAUGCGGAUGUUCAAAGUAG
Molecule: messenger RNA, 396 nt
Organism: Alternaria burnsii
Lineage: Eukaryota; Fungi; Ascomycota; Dothideomycetes; Pleosporales; Pleosporaceae
Exons: 2
Coding region: 1-396 (131 amino acids)
Source: RefSeq, a predicted model, not a curated record